Magallana angulata is the source of this 1626-nucleotide messenger RNA. Its product is annotated as post-GPI attachment to proteins factor 4-like. Gene Ontology annotation, biological process: GPI anchor biosynthetic process. Gene Ontology annotation, cellular component: Golgi membrane. The transcript is spliced from 2 exons. NCBI's taxonomy places the organism in Eukaryota, Metazoa, Mollusca, Bivalvia, Ostreida, Ostreidae. Bases 169 to 1374 code for a protein of 401 amino acids. The record is from RefSeq and is a predicted model, not a curated record. Gene Ontology annotation, molecular function: glycosyltransferase activity.
ACAAGCCCGAUGUAUUUAUUUUUAGUACAGGCAAGACAGCCCAAAUUGGUGGGGGGAAAAUCAGUAGCAAAAUUAUCAAAAAUUUGCUAAUAUACAUUGCAUUCUUUAUUACUACCUUGGCUUUGAGACUUGCAGCUCAAUCAACAUAAGGGAUGCAGAGAUCUGGUGAUGAGGCCAUUCAAAGUCCUUAUCUUACAGCUCCUUCUAUUUGUGACCACUUUCAUAUUGAUAAUUCCUCCUUUGUGUAUCAAAUUGCCAUUCUCCAAAUUUUACUAUGUAUACAACAAAAAGGAUGAUGUCUCAAAGAAAGCGGAAUUACUCAAUACAAAGCGAUAUGAUAGGUCUCUCUCCUAUUUUGGGGCAUUACAACCAGAUUCAUCCAGGCAAUUCUACCUUGAUAUGGAGAAAUCAGGCCAACUUGACCUAGUUGUGACUAUUGUUAGUGUAAAGAGAAAGGAUCAUGAAAACUUAGGGUAUCUUACUCAGGCUGUGGCAAGAAUGGAUAAAUUAUUGAAAGAAGAUACUUUUUUCAAACGAAAAUUCUUGUUCAUAUGCAACGUUGAUCAAAAUCCAUAUGGCCACGAAGAAGCAAAGAAACUAGAAAAGUAUAUACCAGUGACACAUCGCUUUCAUAAUUUUACAACAUAUCUAGAAAAGAGUCCUCACAAGUCUUUGUACCAACAGCACAGUUUUGAUACUUACCAAAAGGAAACCAUAGACUACAUGUUCUGUUUAGAAUUGGCACAUUCCAUGAAUCCAGAUUAUGUGUUGAUGAUGGAGGAUGAUACUCUACCUCUCCCACAGUCACUGGAGGUUGUAAACUUUAAAGUAAAGUGGCUUACUUCAUUCAGAAAUCCCCCCAUUAAAGAUUUUGCUUACAUUAAGCUUUACUAUCCACCUAAGUGGCAAGGAUUUGCCAAUGAAGUGAAAAGAAUUUUGGAAGUUGUGGCAAUUGGAAUGGUUGGAAUGGGGUGCUUUGUUUUGGUUUUUGCCUUUAGGAAAAAGAGAUCUGUUCAGCAUUUAUUUGCAGUUUUUGGUGCCAUUUAUUUUGUAUUAAUUUCUCUGCUGUUAGAUCGUCAAAAUAUUCUUGAGUUGCGUAGAUUAGCUUCUCAGUUUUACUCCCUCAACAUAUCACCUGGGUGCUGCACACCAGCCAUGUUUUAUCCCAAAUGGGUCAUUCCUGAAUUGUUGAAGUACUUAGCUGGUGCAAAUAAUAAGUAUCAUACAGACAUAGCAAUUUAUAAUUUCAUCACUAGUCAAAAUCUUACAGCAUAUCAAAUAGAGCCAAACUUGUUUGUACAUAUAGGUAUGUACACUUCUAUUCAUAAAAAUUCUCGAAAGGAUCCACAAGAGUUCAUAUUUUUUGGUACUUGAUAGUGGAUGAACAAUCAUGAUUUGAUGAGUGAUAAAAAUGGAAGUCAUAAUAAACACUUUCCAUAAGAUUGUAAUUGAUAAUGUGUUUCAAAAUUUUAUGGUGCUUCCUAAAGCAGAUAUUUAUAGCUGCUUUUGUAUUUGUUAACAAAAUUUUUCAAAGCAUUAUUUUUCUGUGGUGCUUGACUGCUUGUAAAGAAACUUUAAAUGUGUACAUAAGAUAAAUUUGCAGGUUUUUUUUUUUUUUCUUCGGGG